Molecule: messenger RNA, 2344 nt
Organism: Anopheles aquasalis
Lineage: Eukaryota; Metazoa; Arthropoda; Insecta; Diptera; Culicidae
Gene: nbs
Product: nibrin
Biological process (GO): mitotic G2 DNA damage checkpoint signaling; double-strand break repair via homologous recombination
Cellular component (GO): Mre11 complex
Molecular function (GO): damaged DNA binding; protein binding
Source: RefSeq, a predicted model, not a curated record
CAACUGUCCGAUGACAGUUGACAGCUGCCAGCCGUUGGCGCUAGUUUCUGGUGUUUUCGUGUAAACCAGCAUAGUUUUGGUGUCUAAAAUGUGGUAUUUAACUAGUUCUCAAACAGGUCGUGUGUAUUACCUUGUUCCGCCAGGAAAAUCCCAUACUGUCGGCAGGUCGUGCUGUGAUUUAGUCAUCACCGGGGACGAUUCCAUCAGCCGCAAUCAUGCCGUACUGCAGUCGGAUGGGGAGAGUCUGAAGCUUUGCGAUACUUCCUCUCGUUACGGAACGUAUGUUAACGAAAAUAUUCCAACCGUGGUUCGCAUCGAGAAUGAUACCCCAAUGCAACUGGUCGCCGGCGACACGGUACAAUUUGGGCAGUGCGGGAACACAUGGGCGGUUGGCAAGGUUUUGUUUAAAUGUCUCACGUCCACCCUCAACAAGACGGAUGAGUUGUCUAAGCUGUUCGCCACUAUCGGGGCUCAAAUAUUUACUUCAUUCGCCGCCGACUUAACGCACCUUAUCAUGCCUACACUAACCGUUACCACGAAAUUAUUGCAAUCACUCAUCGGCCAGCUGCCUGUCGUAAGUCCAGCGUACUUUACUGCAAUCGAAACGAGCAUAAGGGAACGUAAGCCACUGCCGAACGUUGCCGACUACGUUCCGGAUUGUAACGAGAAGUACAUCAAAAACGUGCCCAAUCUAGUGCAUCCUGAUCCGAGACGUAGGAAACUGUUUGCAGGUAAAGAAUUCAUUUUCCUCGGCAGCGUGCAGUACAAACAGUUUGAAGAAAUCAUAAGGCUUGCAGGGGGUGUGAGCGUUUGUGCUCAGCGCGAAAGGAUAGCUAAAUCGCGUUUUAUAAAACCCCAUGUAGUUAUCAUCAAAACCAAACAGGGGAAUGCCUCGCAAUCACAAACUUACGAUACUAUAGCUGAGUACGUUUCGGGAAACGGAUGUCGCUUGGUACCGGAUAUGGAGAUUGGACUGGCCAUCUUGUUCGUCUCGACGGACAAGUACUGUAAUCCGUAUUAUAACUUCGCCAGGAAUGUGGAAGACUGUGACAUCGCCACAGCAUCAGCUGUUAAUAUGGUAGCAUUAGCUAAAAGCACCGAAGAUCACACGGCACCUUCAACAAGUCACAUGGGUACAGUAUGUACUAUUGCUGAGACUGAGCCACAUACAGAAGAGUCUGGUUGCCAGAAAAAUGUACUGCCAAAAUCGAUAGGCAUGGGCAUGGAUCCACCUACGUCUAUUGCUCUGCGACGUCAAUCAAAGCGACUUGCAACCGUUUCGAUGGAGAAAGAAGAGCAAAAUGCAUGCGUGGAACGAAUGAAUGAAGAUUUCGUAUUACCUGAACCUAAACGGCCAAAGAAGAAUAUAGCAUGUACCAGCACUUCUAAUUCAAAAUCAUUGGUAUCUGAUAUUGAGAAGCACAACCUUGCAUCAACGGUUGUACAGGAAGUUAUACCGCGAGCACAGCCAAAACCUAUCCCACCUUCUAUUCCAAAGGCAUCUAAACGUCGUGGAACAAUACAGACAUCCGGUUAUAUAGCCGUAAAUCGACAACCUAAAGAAUCCAACGUUACGGGUCAAACAAAAACCGCCCAAAACCGACGAAUGAAACACUUACUAUUACAAGUUGACGAGGAUGAUUUGUUUAAUUUCGAAGAUGUAGACAGAAAGAAAAAAGCACGGAUGGAUACCGCAGCUCCCAGUACUUCUAUUAGGUGUAACCAGAGAGAACGAGAUGGUAAAAAGACCACACAAUCGAAUGCACCAAACCAAAAUGUGGCAAUCAUAGAGGAAUUGUUUUCCUUCGACGAACAACAUGGAUCAGAUGCAGCAAAACGAUCUUUCAGUCGCGCUAAAACAGAUGCUAAUGUGUCUGCUAAUAGUGCUACAGAGAAUAAAAACACUAGCAACCAACAAAGACCUGGUAAAAAGAUCCAUCUCUCCAACAAAGGAUGGCUCUCUGUAUCUAUGGCACACUUGAAACUGGAGGAACAUGAAUCGGAUGGCUGUUCGAUGAAAAUCAAGCAGGAGAAACUUGACGAAACCGAGUCGCUUGACCAACAAUGGGUUCUAGAAAUGUGCAAUCGUUUGCAGGUUCAAGAGAUGAGCAUCAAGCAGAGUACUAAUCGACCUGCACCCGUUAAACAUGCUGCUAGCGAUGAUCAUUCCGGGAUUUUGAUACAUAAAGGAAGAAACUUCAAAGCGUUUGUUAAGAAACGUAACUACCAAUGCCACACGACACGCGUUCCGCUACGGUCGGUCUGUGUAGCUGAUGAAAGUCAGUCGUAAAUUGUAACGUCCUUAUUGAAUAAAUGGAUAAAAAUAACCUUUUAGCAUCCCCUA